AUGCACGAAAACAUUGAAGAUCAUGGUGCCGUUGGCCUUCUCAUUGAUGCCAAAGAUGUCGAGGCCGCGGUACUGCAGUGCCAGAAGGACACUGAUCUGGAAGGCGGUGAGGUCACGCCACAUGGCGUUAUUGACGAGCAGCCCCGUGCAGCCGAUGGACGGGCGGCGCAUGAGCGCCUUGGAAUCUUCUAUACAUUUAAGAUGUACAGGGCCUCGAAUUUCGUACCUGAUCCUAAUCAGGUGCUCCUGGAUGCCAAGCCAUUAAGGUCUUUAGCUCCAAUGUUCCCUGCCCCCAUGGGAGUCAAUGUUAAUCAAUCAAGUACACCACCAUUGGUCUGUGUCACUCCGGUUGGUCAAUUUCCAGCAGGGUUUGGUGCAGGGAACCUUCCUGCCUUUGGAUCGUUCACUACUUUCAGUGCCACUGCAAAUGGUGUUUCUUAUACAGGCACCAGUGCUAAUGGUGCCAUUGAUGCCACCCCUAUCUCUGCAUACAAGACAAGGUCAAGCAUAUCACUUGAUGGUGAUGGUGACCCUUACUCAGGUAACCAACCUUUGGCAUCUGAACGGAAGGCUAGGAGAGGUCGUCCUCCUGGUUCUGGUCGUGAUGGCUCAAAUGGUAAGGGGAGAUUGUGGAAGCAGUUCACAUGGCCUUUGAGGCACUCCGUGCCAAGACAUCUGCAGAUGGAUGAAACACAGGACGCUAGCAGACGUGCAGACUUGAAGGCUGGUGCCAUCAUGAUGGCCAGUAACAUCAGGGCGAAUACGGGCAAGAGGGUAGGAACUGUACCUGGAGUUGAAAUAGGGGAUAUUUUCUAUUUCAGGAUGGAGCUGUGUAUCAUUGGAUUGCAUGCACCUAGUAUGGGAGGCAUUGAUUACAUGACUACUAAAUUUGAAAAUGAUGAGGAUUCUGUAGCCAUAUGUAUCGUCUCUGCAGGAGGUUAUGAGAAUGAGGAUGAUGACACAGAUGUGCUGGUGUACAGUGGUCAAGGGGAAAUAGUAGGAAUACUGAAGAGAGGCAUGACCAGAAGCUUGAGAGGGGAUCCAUUUUGCCUAACUGGGAAAAUUUACAUAUAUGAUGGCCUCUACAUGAUUCAUGAGUCCUGGAAGGAGAAAACAAGGUCUGGUAUCCAUUGCUUCAAGUACAAGCUGCUGCGUGAACCUGGACAGCGUGAUGGAGCUGCAUUAUGGAAGAUGACUCAGAGAUGGAUAGAUAAUCCUGCUACCAGAGGCAGUGUUCUACUAGCUGAUCUGUCAUCUAAGGCUGAAACUGUGCCAGUUUGUCUUGUCAAUGAGGUAGACCAUGAGAAAGGACCUGGACAUUUCACCUAUACUAAUCAGGUCAAAUACUUGAGGCCUUUCAGUUCUAUGAAAAAGUUGCAGGGCUGUGGAUGCCAGAGUGUUUGCCUGCCUGGUGAUGCCAGUUGUGCUUGUGGACAACAUAAUGGAGGUGAUUUACCCUACAGUUCAUUAGGAUUGUUGUCAUGCCGCAAACCAAUGAUCUAUGAAUGUGGUGAAUCUUGCAACUGUUCUACAAAUUGCCGGAACAGAGUGACCCAAAAAGGGGCCAGGCUACAUUUUGAGGUCUUCAGGACCACCAAUCGAGGCUGGGGUCUUCGCUGCUGGGAACCUGUUCGUGCUGGUUCAUUUAUAUGUGAGUAUGCUGGCGAGGUGAUUGAUGAGCUCAAAGUUAAUUUGAAUGAUAGUGAAGAUGAUUACAUUUUUCAAACUGUAUGCCCUGGUGAGAAGACUUUAAAAUGGAACUGUGGACCUGAACUGAUAGGUGAAGAUAGCACGUAUGUAUCGGCUGAUGAAUUUGAGCCACUGCCUAUCAAGAUAAGUGCAAAAACCAUGGGAAAUGUCUCCCGUUUCAUGAACCACAGUUGCUCACCCAAUGUCUUCUGGCAACCAGUUCAAUAUGAUCAUGGAGAUGAUGGACACCCACAUAUAAUGUUCUUUGCACUGAAGCAUAUUCCACCCAUGACAGAACUGACUUAUGACUAUGGUGUUGCCGGAGCUGAAUCUAGUGGUUCAGGUUCUCGUAGAACGAAGAACUGCAUGUGUGGAUCACAAAACUGCCGGGGAUUAUUUUGA
Messenger RNA from Miscanthus lutarioriparius, 2091 nucleotides. NCBI's taxonomy places the organism in Eukaryota, Viridiplantae, Streptophyta, Magnoliopsida, Poales, Poaceae. The record is from the annotation of a GenBank genome assembly.